AUGGCUAUGGAUUUUUCGGAUUUUGAGUCCUUUCUCGGCGAUGACUUCAAUGCGUUGGAGUUUGCCAAUGAUCUCAUACUUUCCACCAACAACAUUGACGAUACCUCUAUCGAUCUGGCCACACCAGCCAAAAGGCUGGGAUAUGACUUGAAAGAGGCAGACAAAAGAAUCAAGCAAACGGCAUCCGACAAUUACCCCGAAUUAAUACAGUCGAUCACCAGACUCGAUAAGGUCAAGUCCACGAUUGGCACCGUCAAGCCCUCGUUGGACCAUUUGAACGUUUCAUAUGCCAGAUUAGACAAUGACGUUGUCAAGCCUUAUGAGGAGGCAAUGACUCUUCACACUGCUUUGAAGAGGAUUCACGCCACAUCUACGUUACUAAGAAGUGUCACGUACUUUAUCUACUUGGUGCAACAGGUGGAGGAACAUUUCAAGAUGGAACUUCUUACCGAAAUUCCCUACAUACAUCUGCUGAAGUGCUGCAAGUCCCAGUAUGAUUUGAGACAGCAUUUGGUUGAAUCGCCCUCUCUGAAGAGUCUAAAACUGGUGAGGGAUUACGAUGAUGUGGUCCAGGAGAGACAGCAGAGGGUGAUAGACAUCAGUCAAACUUCAAUCAGGAAAUUCAACGCCGAGACUCCCGAUAAUGUGAUGAUCAAUUCCUUACUGUCGUUGGCAAUAAGCUCACCAGAAGCUCUCUACAAUGCGUUUCAGCAACUGGUCAGCAACCAGGCAUUGACGUCUCUGAACAUCCUCACCAGAACGCUUACCAGUCCCAGGAGUUUUGAGAACGCGAUGAAAGAUGUAGCACAAAAGGGUAGACUCAUAUCGAAGGUCUCGAAGGUGAUGAGUAACAUAAGGUGGCCGUUGUCAGAUAGAGACGAGGAUACAUCGACCAAACAUGUCUCCAUGCUAAAUCAACUUUCCAAUGUGCUGGAAUUGCAAGAUUUGCUGUCUUCUUUCUGGAAGGAUGUGGCUACGGCAUUUGAGCCAAAAUUCAAGGACACGAUGCAAAGAGGAGGUCCAGUUGCAAAGUCUUUGAGGGCUUACAGUGAUAGCAUCAAACUGUCUAUUAGGGAAUGCGUUACGAAUAGCAGUUAUGGAGAGCCAUUGAGGGAGGAUGGAAUUGAGGUGAGAAUGAUGUUGAACAGUGUCAACAGUCUGGACACAAUUAGGAGGUGA
Messenger RNA from Kuraishia capsulata CBS 1993, 1179 nucleotides. RefSeq lists its product as uncharacterized. The coding region runs from base 1 to 1179 and encodes 392 amino acids. The transcript is spliced from 2 exons. Gene Ontology annotation, biological process: intra-Golgi vesicle-mediated transport. NCBI's taxonomy places the organism in Eukaryota, Fungi, Ascomycota, Pichiomycetes, Pichiales, Pichiaceae. Gene Ontology annotation, cellular component: COG complex. The record is from RefSeq and is a predicted model, not a curated record.